AUGGCCGACGAGUCUGGGAAGAACCAUUGCUCAGGCCAUGAAAAGAUGACGGUGAACAUCUCCGUGGACGGGCCGGUCUUCUGGACCCGACAAGUGGCCUACAUCUACCUCUGCUCGUGCCAUUUUGAUGAACAUGAGGGUCCCCUCAUGGCGUUGAUGAAGAAGUUUGAAGAGCGCGUGGAACGGGUAUGCAUGGUCGAUAAUCCGGUGGAUUUUCCCUUCUUGCCCGACAGCCUCUUCCGAUACAUGGCGGCUUGUAUGCCGCGGCUUCAGUUCAUCUACAUGCGAGAGCUCGACUUGGAGAAAAUCAACCGAGGAACGGUCGUUGAGUUUGCGCAGCAUAAAGCUUUGAAGAAGCUAAUUGUGCACAUGUGCCGAAACUACGAGGUCCUCGAAGAUUUCAGCCAGCUCCCACAACUCCUCGUCGUCAAGGGCGAAAUUAUGGGCCUACGAGCAAUGAUCGGCGACUUCGAGCAAGCGGAAGCCAAGCGAUCCCCAGGCUCCGACGGCGAGAAAUCCUCCACCGCCAGCUCCGAAAAGGGCUCCGAGCUCGACCUCACCGAGAUCCGAACCGCCCUCGAAGUUGCUGACGGGCAA
Molecule: messenger RNA, 597 nt
Organism: Mesorhabditis spiculigera
Lineage: Eukaryota; Metazoa; Nematoda; Chromadorea; Rhabditida; Rhabditidae
Source: the annotation of a GenBank genome assembly